This is a messenger RNA of Chara braunii, 460 nucleotides long. NCBI's taxonomy places the organism in Eukaryota, Viridiplantae, Streptophyta, Charophyceae, Charales, Characeae. The record is from the annotation of a GenBank genome assembly.
GUACGCUUCCAUGCUGGCGGAGAAGAUGCAGAAGCACGGUGCGACGGCGUGGCUCGUCAACACCGGGGGGGUUGCAGGAAGCUACGGCACGGGGUACAGGAUGAAGCUGCCGCACACGCGCAAGAUCAUCGAUGCCAUUCACGACGGGUCGCUCCUGCAGGCCAAGUACACGGCGACGGACGUGUUCAAUCUCGCCGUCCCUGAUCAUGUCGAGGGUGUGCCUGACGAGGUUCUGAUGCCGCAGAACAUGUGGGCGGACAAGGAGCURUWUAACACCACUCUGAAGAAGGUUGGCGGGCUGUUCAAGGCGAACUUCAAAAAGUUCGAGGACUACACCGUUGGAGGGGACAAGAAGCUGACGGAGGAGAUUCUUUCGGCCGGACCGCAGCUGUGAGCAGGCAUGAAGAUCGGGGUAUCUCAAAUGUUAUGUGAUGAGUUCGAAUGAAGAGUGUGUCCUAUG